GCUCUUUAUAACAAUGCUCCGCACACUCUUUUUUUUCCACUCAACUCCAUAUACCCUCCAGCUUUGAAUUCUUGAAAUAUUUGAAAUUAAAUUCCCUUCCGCCCGUCUUUACAAAUAAUUAUAUUACAGUAUAUAUCUUGUUUCACUAAAUUAAAUAUCAAAAAAUGGCCUUACCACAAGAGAAUUGCACUACACUUGAUUUAAUUAGGCAACAUCUUCUUGAUGAUAAUGUUUUCAUGGAACAUUAUUGUCCCCAACCAAUUCUUUAUUCUCAAAGCUCCUCCUCUUCUGAAUCUUUAAACUCCAUUGCUUCUGAGCUCAAUAACGACACUUUCUCCUUUGAACCAACUCUCAACUAUGCCGACACAGCCCAAAGUUCCAAUCUUGAUAUCUCAACCUUCUUUAACAAUUCAAAAACAGAGUUUGACUGCUUUGAGUUUGAGACAAAACCAAACGUGUUAGCUGCUCGUAUUAGUCCAAAUUCUCCGAAGCAAACAAGCUUCAAAGAACGCAAGCCUUCUCUAAAUAUUGCUAUACCCCUGAAGCAUCAAGAGGUUGUUCAGAAAGUGGAAAAAUCCAAUGAGAGCGAGAAGAAGCAUUACAGAGGAGUUAGGCAAAGGCCGUGGGGCAAGUUCGCGGCAGAGAUUCGUGACCCGAACCGAAAGGGGACUCGGGUUUGGUUAGGAACCUUUGACACUGCCUUAGAGGCGGCUAAGGCAUAUGACAGGGCGGCGUUUGAGCUUAGAGGCAGCAAAGCUAUAGUGAAUUUCCCUCUCGAAGUUGCAAACUUUAAGCAAGAAUUUAAUAAUGAGAUUCGGCCAUUGGUGAACUCAAGCAGGAAAAGGGUGAGAGAAACAGUGAAUGAGGAGCAACUAGUUAUCAAUAAGGAAAUGAAAAUAGAAGAAGAAAGAGUCCCGACGGCUCCAUUAACGCCGUCAAUUUGGUCGGCAAUUUGGGACAGUGGAGAUGGGAAGGGUAUUUUUGAAGUGCCGCCAUUAUCUCCACAUAUGGCCUAUUCUCAGCUUGUCAUGAUAUAAUCAAUAAUGGAUAAGGAGUAUAUAAUUUGGGAUGUUAGUAUUUGGAAGAUGAUGAAUAUAUAAAUAUGCACCUGACUAUGAAGAAAGUCUGAGGUGAAAUCAAGAAUUAAGAUGAGAUUCAAUAGGAAGAUGUAGAACAAUAAAAUAGUCCAUGGAUGUGUCUUUGGGUCUUUAAUCUUUUCUGAUUUUAUUGAUUUAGCGUUAUUUCAUGUAAAUACGCAGUGAGUUUAACAAUUUGUUCGAUUCAUUUUAUGAAGUUAUUCAAUUAAAGCCAAUUUGGAAGA
Messenger RNA from Nicotiana tabacum (common tobacco), 1321 nucleotides. RefSeq names its product ethylene-responsive transcription factor 5. NCBI's taxonomy places the organism in Eukaryota, Viridiplantae, Streptophyta, Magnoliopsida, Solanales, Solanaceae. Gene Ontology annotation, molecular function: DNA binding; DNA-binding transcription factor activity. Gene Ontology annotation, biological process: regulation of DNA-templated transcription; ethylene-activated signaling pathway. The record is from RefSeq and is a predicted model, not a curated record.